AACAAUAUGCGCCUGGAAGCCGAGAUUCACCAGGCACUCGGCGAACAUGCUUCGAUUCCAGGAUUGAUCAACUGGGAUCCGUUGACCUGUUGCCUGACAUUGGAAUAUCUGGAGCAUGGAAACCUUCGGGAAUAUGUCAGGAGUAAUUCCGAAGCCCUGACACCCAGCCUGCGCCACAAAUUGGCGGGGCAAGCCGCUGCUGGUCUCCGCAUUCUUCAUAAUGCUCAUGUUAUCCACUGCGAUAUUUCCCCACGGAACAUCUGACUAGAUCGUUUGGACUUGAAGAUCUCGGAUUUUGCUGGCUCUUCGUUGCGCGGUCACUCUCAUCCGCAUAUGCGAACACGCGCUAUCGCCAUCCCAAGCACAGAUGGGACGACCCUCCCCAUUACCAAGAUGACAUAUUUGGGCUGGGGUCAUCGAUCUACUCUAUUAUGACCAACCAGUACCCCUAUGAGGAGGUACCGACGAUGGUGAGGCGAAAUAUGGAAGUUUACGAUUUCCGGAUGUCAGCAGCAUCGCAUGCGGUACUAUUAUUCAACGGUGUCGGCACCAGGAAGUGACUGCGGCUCGGUUUUAUGAUUUCUUUGAACAGCGAUCUCCCUAGAAACCAAA
Molecule: messenger RNA, 612 nt
Organism: Aspergillus fijiensis CBS 313.89
Lineage: Eukaryota; Fungi; Ascomycota; Eurotiomycetes; Eurotiales; Aspergillaceae
Exons: 1
Coding region: 7-264 (85 amino acids)
Biological process (GO): protein phosphorylation
Molecular function (GO): ATP binding; protein kinase activity
Source: RefSeq, a predicted model, not a curated record